AUGCCGUUGAUGUAUACAUUUUGUACAUGGCUGCCCUUACGUCUCGGUACUAUCAUCGUCGGAUUAAUAUCUGUAAUACAAUCAAUUAUAAUUGAAAUGGUUUGCAUUCUCAGUUUAAGUAUGACAGAUACAAUUUCUCGUGAAAUCAAUAAAAUGCUUCAUUCAAACAACAUGAUUUAUACGACGGAGAUUUUUAAAGCAAUCGAAAAAGAUCCGCGGAACUAUAUUACGAACAUUAUGUUUUACUUUUUGUUACAUACUGUUAGUUGUGUUGCGUUAAUAUACGGAGCUUUUAAGAGAUCAAUUAUUUUAAUACUACCAUAUAUUAUUCUGGAAUUCAUAAGACUAUUUAUCAUAUUUUACUCGGUGAUAACAUCUAUGAUUCUAAUUAAAAUGAAUGUGUUGGAUUUCUUAUUCCUAAUUUUGAUUUCUGUAAUUGGAGUAUUUCUUUUACAAAUAUUGAUUUAUUUGUGGUGUUGUCCGUUGAGUUUGGUGCAAUGCUUGAUAUUGGACAAGAAAUUAUUAGCGUCUCAUUCACGAGAGGCUUUCGAGUCGAACAACAGUGCGUUACCGAAAACUGCGGUAAACAUUCAAGACGUUGUAUAUGAUCCGCUAUCUGAUCAUUACGGAUGGAGACCAUUCAAACCUAGCUACAGUUAUCCUUAUGAAAACAUGCCACAAUACGAGUACUAACUACUUAUAGCCACGCAACUACGCAAAACAAUUAGUGUAAAAUAUAGAGUAGGUACUUAAUACCUUUUAUGUUAUGAUGAUGAGUAUUUUAAAAUUUAAAUAACCAUCGAAUGCAUUGAUUCGUAUCGUGAAGUAACCACUUUAAAAA
Molecule: messenger RNA, 841 nt
Organism: Rhopalosiphum maidis (corn leaf aphid)
Lineage: Eukaryota; Metazoa; Arthropoda; Insecta; Hemiptera; Aphididae
Exons: 5
Coding region: 1-693 (230 amino acids)
Source: RefSeq, a predicted model, not a curated record